Messenger RNA from Perca fluviatilis (European perch), 5408 nucleotides. Its product is annotated as TANK-binding kinase 1-binding protein 1-like. The coding region runs from base 108 to 2003 and encodes 631 amino acids. Gene Ontology annotation, cellular component: cytoplasm. The record is from RefSeq and is a predicted model, not a curated record. NCBI's taxonomy places the organism in Eukaryota, Metazoa, Chordata, Actinopteri, Perciformes, Percidae. Gene Ontology annotation, biological process: canonical NF-kappaB signal transduction. The transcript is spliced from 13 exons.
CACACACACACACACACAGCUGAUGUCAGACUCGAGUCAUGUCGACCCUCCUCAGCACCAUGCAUCAGCACCGUCAUCUUCAUGGCUUUUCUACAGAGAUCUAACUGAUGAUGGAUCUAUUCCGCAGAGGAGAGCUGGGGCUGCUGGGAGGAGAGGGGCUGAGAGAUGAUGUGGGUGUUCCCGGGAUCAGUUGGUCGGCUGAUCGGCUGCCAGAGGACAUGUACCCAGCGUCAGGACUGGCCCUGGCCGCUGCAUAUCAUGACAUCAAGACCCGGCUUGCAAGUCUGGAGAGGGAGAACAGCAGCAUCAAGAGGAAGCUUAAACACUACGAGGUCAAGUUCCCUAUGAUCAGUGAGUUUGGAGAGGAAAGGAUACUGUGCUGUUCCUGUGAGCCCAUCAUCAAGGAUACCAGUGUAAUCCAAUCAGAGACCACCAACCUACAACAGAGGAUCAACUCUCUCACUCAGGAGCUCCAGAAGAGUAAGGAAAGAGAGGAGAGGUUGGAGGAAGUCAUCCAGGCUUAUGAGAAGAUUCACUUGGAGAAAAGCAAUGUCCAGAGAGACCUAGACAAGAUGACGACUCUGGCAGAGCAGCAUGUGGAGCAGAUAUGCAGUCUGGAGUCAGCCGUCAGACAGAGAGAAACUUCCCUUCAGAAACUCAGUGCUCAACUCCGCAGCAAAGACGCACAUCAUUCUCAACUCCAUGCCAGCCUGAACGUACCCAGAGAGGGCCGCGGUCCGACGCUGCAGAGCUCCCAUAGUUUGGAUGCCCUGUCCGACCUCAAGCUGCAGCGCCUGGAAGCCGAGCUAGAGGGGGCAAGGCACCAGGCCGAGGGAGCCUGUCAGAGGGAGAAGGAGCUGAGGGUCGAGUUUCAAAGGCUGCAGCAGGAGGUAGCCCAGCUACAGGAAGCACAGAGACAGCCACGGGACCUGUCCACACACUGUGAGCACUGUGACGUAGAGUGGAUAAAGAAAGCUGGGGAUGAACAGGUGAACCUAGCAUUAGCCUACACAGAGCUAACAGAGGAGUUGGGUCGUGUUCGCAAUCUGGCUGUAAAACAGAGUGACCUCCUGCAACUUGUCUCACAGGACCCUGUAUCUCGUCUUACUGCUACUCCUCAGCAUCUCUCCCCAACCUCCUCCCAGCGCCCCUCCCUUUCCCCUGACCGGCUCCUCCCCACCCCCUCUCCUCCUCUGUCCCCAAGCGACGGCCCCGCCUCCUACUCCCAUCAGCCAACCUGCAGCCGUCUACGGGCAAAGUUCCAGGGUCGCCGUAGUUACUCGGAGGUAUCUGACCCGUCUGGUAUCCACAGACCCCGAGCUCGGCUGAUGAAAGAUCCAGUAUCCACCCUCCCCAAACCCAGGCCCCUCCUGGGGGAGAUGCAGGGUUACGGCCAAACCAAAUCUCAGCUACGUGCCUCCUUGGUUGGCCUGGUCAGACCGGCCUCGGCUCACGGAGCUGGAGGGGAGAGAGGAGGUGGGGGAGGAGAGAGAUGUGGUGGUAGCAGUCUGAGCAGCAGUCCACGUCACUGUGCCCUGGACCUGGGCUUCCCUCUGGCUGCUGAGGUACAUCACUUCUGUCGCCUUGAUGACCCGCCUGAGCCCACCCCACUGGUGACACCACCACAGUCCUCUGAUGAUGAAGAGGAUGUAUGUACAUAUCUAUCGCCGGCUGCCAGCCCGCCUCGGACACUUGGUGCAAUUGGGAUUGGCCCAUCAUCGCCCAGGGAGCAGCCCCUACACCCCUCAUUCCCAUCUCCUAGGAAACAGCCCCGCCAUCCCUCCUUCUCGUCCCCUGAGGGCCCUGCCACUCUGUCCUGCCAUCUGCCUCCCUACACUAACACUGAACAUGCUCAGUCAUGGCCCUCCAUUAACUUAUGGAUGGAGUCAGAAGAGAGUGCUGUUCGUAGCUGUCCUCUGUGUCAGCUGACCUUCCCAACUGGUUACCCUGACGACGCCCUCAUCAAACACAUCGACUCCCAUUUGGAGAACAGCAAGAUCUGACUUUUUUUAUCAAGCAUUUUACAUUCAUGUCACCAAAGAUGGACACCAGACCCAUCUUGAUGGUUUUCUAUUUAGGUUUUAACCAGGUAUGGUUUGAUGAGCCUGCAUGCUUCUUUCUAUGGAACUUCUUACAAAGCUCCAUUUCAACAAUUCUGUAUCAAAUGGUGUUUUUUUUUUUUCUUUCACAACCAAACUCUUAAUUUGUUCAUAGACCUGAUUGCAAAAGAAAUAGCAGAUGUAGAAAGACAACAGUGCUGUAUCUCUCGACACAGAGACAGGAGCUGCUGAAGCUCCAUUGUUAACGUCACGUAUGCUGGUCUGAGAGUAGCCCUGGACGCAGAAGACGUGCUGGAAACAUCUCCCAGAUGCAAUGUCAGGAGCACCUGUUGUUUUCAUGUCCCAACAUGCAACAAACCACCUGGAUGUCACCACUUUCAUGUUAGUUUGUAGAGGAUCAAAUUGACUAUUUUCAAAAGAUUUCUGGAAUAAAGAAUUGUGAGCUAAAAUGAUUCACAGGUUAAAUAAUUUAGUUAGUAAAAUGAUAGAAGGAUAGAAGUAACAACAAUGAUGAGAGUAAAAGAGGCCAAUCCACUAGCUAGUGGAGUUCAAAAACAAACUAUAUGUAAACUUGAGUGUAAAAUGCUCCAAUGGUAAAACAUACUUUAAUGAAAAAUUAAGAAGUACAGCAAAAAAGCACCUACUGCCAUCUCUUGGUGUGGUAAUGAAAGUGCCUUGGUUAAACCACAAUCUUUAUUUUGAGACGGCAAAGAACUAUGAAAGCCCAUUUCCGCUACUUAAAAACAAUACACCACAUACUUUCAUUGUAAAAUGUUUUUUUCCCCUCAUAAUUGUUACUUAUUAUAUUUUCAUUAUGACUUAGUAUUUUAUGAUUAUGGAAAAAAAAAUACAAUGAGAUAUCUAAUUUAUUAUUAUAAUUUAUUAUCAUUAUUGUCAUUUCAUAGUUUUUUCCUCUCCUUAUUAGUACUAAGUGAGAAAAGUUCUGACCUUUCUGGACAACUGGUUAAUAAUUUUGUGAUACAUAAUUAUGAAAAACUCUGGCAGUUUUACUCUUAUGAUUAUGAGGUAAUAACUUUAAUUUUAUAAAGAUGUUAUAAAGGUUAUGAUACUUUAUCACAUAAUUACUUAUAUUUAAUGUAUUACAUAAUUCCGACUUGAUAUUUCAUAAUUAUGGGAAGGUUUCUUAUAGUUAGUUGAAAAAGGAGGUUGCACUUCAACAAUGGAGAUUCUUGGUGGUGUGCUAAACCCAAAAAUUCAAUAGGCAUCUUCCAAAAAGUAAAGAAAAGGUAGCACAUCUCAGGUUCCCAAGUUAAGGAAGAAAAAUACUUAAUUUCUCAUAAUUAUGAGUCUCAUCAUUUUCAAAUAAAUAUUGAUAUGAUAGAAACUUUAUAAAUUACCUCAUAGUGUAUGGCAUAUCUCAUAUGACUUAAUAUCUCGUCAUUAUUUGAAACUAUCAUUUUUAUUACCUUUUAUCACAUAAUUAGAGGUAGGAAUCAUUAGUUUUUCAUAUUCAUAUUUCAUAUUUAUUUAUGAGUUUUACACAUUUAAUUUAUCUAAGUUGUGUCGAUCUAUAGAAAUACAUUUGCAAGAAAAAUAUAACAUGUUUCACAAUCCAGUUUGACUUUAUAUUUCACAGCAGAAACAUUCCACCCUCAGAAGUUUAUCUAUUUUGGUUUUGGAGAAAUGCAGCUCCACAGGUUAUUCAUGGUAAAAAGACAGUAAAGCCAUAUGACUGAUCACUGUAUCUCCUAUAUCUCUAUGAAUGAUCACUUCCGUCGCAUCUGGGCUACUGCAAAAAAUACCAGGACUCAUGUUAAGAAAGUAUGGGCAGAUAUUUGACUGCCUGAAACUGAUUUUCUGACUCUAACCCCCAAUUUCCACCAACUGCAGAACGGCUGUGGAUCUGCUCCGGAACGGUGGCAGAGUCAAUAGGUUUCCAUUAAAGUCAAUGUGUGUAUUUUUACUGACUGCAGAACGGCUGCGUUCCAACUCCGUCCCAGCUCCGGUGAUCCGCAGCCCUCCAAAGCAAAUAGGCAGAGCUUUUAUUUUUGCCGGAUGACUGAGACCUCCGCAGCAAUUCAGCAAAGGGCAGAUCGUGCUAAACAGGAAGUUGAGCACAGAAACAAAAUAAAACAGCCGGUUAAUUUUCAAAAUAAAAUACACCUUGCUCAUGGCGGAUCAUAUUUCCCUGCACUACACCUUGAAAACGUCAUAAUGGGCGGAGACAGGUUUUGUGGUUCUGUUUAUAGAAACUACAUCCUGUUAUAUCGCACGAUCAUACGUGAUUUGAAAGAUCUCGUGGAUCCUCGUGACUUCAACUCUCCGUUCCGCAACAAAUCCGGAACUAAUGGGUAAUAAAGGACGGCAGAGCACGGAGUCGACACGCAGCGGAGCCGUUCCGCAGUUGGUGGAAAUUGCGGGUUAGCUGUUAUUGUUUCAAGGAUGAAAGAAAAAAAUUGUUUAGCAAAACAAAUAAAGUGAUCUAUUAUACUUUUGGCUCGUUCAGGUGGAUUUACAGUGUGAUGAGCAGCAGGUCAGAGGUUCACUGUUUUCUCAACGACACAUCACCAGAACCCUUGGCUGUGUCUGGACACACACUGGCUGUUGGAAAAUCAAGCCAGCCUUUUGUUGAUUUCAUUGGAUUUGAGUUAUUUGUCUCUGAGAUUGUUGCUACCACUUCAAUAAAGUGGAGAUGAAUGGAAUUUCAUUUGUGGUUCUCACAACAUCCAAAGGAAACAACAUGUAAAUCAGUUAUAAUUGUCAGGCUGCCUUGAGCUAAAUGCUAACAUCAGCAAUGCUAAUAACAACAAGCUCUGUAUGAAAACUGUUUGUUUGUUUGUUUGUUCUGUUGGUUAUUCACAGUAACAGAGACAUGGUUUCUGAGUGAAAUUGUUACGGUUGAUUUAUUUCUAAUCACCUCCAUUGUAUUGGGGUGGAGGUAGACAGCUAUUAGAAAACUGUCCCAAAGGAUUUUCUUUUUUUAGGUUGCAAUCUUAACAUGGCUGUGUGAAUCAAACCACACAGACUCCUUUUAAAAACAAAACCUUAUCAUUUAAAAUCAGAUGAUCUGUGCUUGUUUAAUGCUAUACCCACUUCAUUAGCCUCAGUGUGGUGAUCUGUCUCCGUCUGGUGAAGGGACAAGGGAUUACAACAUCUGCAAAGACAAACAGUUGGAUGUGAUGCUGUUCUAAUGGCCUGCACGAGAAGUCUGCCUUGGAAGCACUGGAUUUGGACUCUCAAUGUGUCACUUGCUUGACACAGAUCACAUCUGUGUUUCAUCUCAACACUGCAUUCAGUAUAUUAAUGAGAAUGCAUGCAAAGUUUUCUGUAUCACAGUGGAGUUACUCUUCUGGUAUGUGUUGUCCCAAAUUAAAAAUGUGGACAUGA